Tuber aestivum (summer truffle) is the source of this 1620-nucleotide messenger RNA. Lineage: Eukaryota; Fungi; Ascomycota; Pezizomycetes; Pezizales; Tuberaceae. The record is from the annotation of a GenBank genome assembly.
GAUGCGAGUUAUUCGUGAUACCAAUGCAUUGAACUUGAAUCCUCGGGGCCCCUUUUCUGUGAUUCGGCUUAGAAUACUGGUGGUCAAUUUCGAAAUAUCUUUGAUCUAUUCUUCGUGAAACUCUUCCGCGCGCUGGCGGUCUUCUGCUUACUACGGAUCAAUCCCGACAAAAAUAUGCAAUACUGGUAUACUAAUCAGACUCCCUGAAGAAGUCAACAACAGUGCUCGAGUACAUACUCCCCUUUACAGCCUACAAUGCCAUCGCUCCCACAAACGACAUCAGCCAUCGCCUUAACAGCGGCAAUUCCAAUAAUCUACCCGUUCAUCAUGCCACUAUUCAGCAGCAACAAACUACCCGUCGACGGUCGUGUACGCUUCUCACCUUUUCUAGUUAUCGCGUGUGCAGCUUCAGCUAAUGGAGGAUAGCUCGUUGCGAUAACCGGAGGAUCUCAGGGCAUGGGUUUGUCCGUCGCAAAGCUACUAGCUUCGAAGGGCGCGAGUGUAGCGAUCAUCGCGAGGAAUAAGGAGAAAUUGGAUAGGGCAGUUGGUGAAAUUCGGGUGCCGCGGCCCCCUUCAUCUGAUUCUGCUAUGGUGGAGUGGAUCGCUGAUGAAGUGUUAGGAAUCCGCACUGAGGGAGGGACAAAGAUUUAUUGCGGUGAGCGCGGACCUGACGAUAGCUAAUGAGGCACGGAGGGCAUUGGAGGAGAUUAGAGCUUGGGGUGGGGUUCCGGAUAUCGUUUGGACUUGUGCAGGUUUGACUUCAUGACACUGCUCCUUUGAAAUAGAAGGACAAGGCUAAUGGAGUGGCGGCACAUAGGAGAGGCAUUCCCUGGCCUUUUUAAGGACCAGGACGUGCAAUUACUUGAAAAACAAGUCCAAACAAACUAUCUAUCCGUUCUCUGGACUGCACACGUGAUUCUCCCUUCCCCUGCAUCUGACGGACAGAAACUAAACCCCACCUAGGCUGCCCUAAAUAUAAUGACCCAAUCUCCUCUUCCGCCUCAAUCCCCCGAACGUCACCUGAUCUUCACCUCCUCCGUGAUGGCCUUCUAUCCACUAGCCGGAUACAACGCCUACACCCCCUCAAAGGCCGCGAUUCGCUCCCUCGCCGACGGCCUCCGCCAGGAAUGUCACCUUUAUAACAUUGCAGUGCACGCCUGCUUUCCCGGUACCAUAUACUCCCCAGGCUUUGAAAUUGAGCAGCUUACAAAGCCGGAGAUCACCAAGAUUCUCGAGGGUAGCGAUGAGGGGCAGUCGCCGGACGAGGUUGCGAAGCAGUGUGUUAAGAGGCUGGAGAAGGGGCAUGCUCUGGCUGUUAGCAGCUUUAUGGGGGAGACAUUAAGGGCGGCAAGUUGGGGAGCUAGCCCUCGGGGGAAUUGGGUUUGGGAUACGAUUUUUGCGUGGAUCAUUAAUGUGGUUUGGUUGUUCAUGGGACCGGUUAUGGAUUCGGAGGUGGUCAAGUAUAGGAAGAAGAAUGGGGAUGAGGCCUUUUACUCCGCUCCCUAGGAGCCUUGAUGUAGGAGCGUUGAAAUCUUGUGGUCGGGCGUCAUAGUCAUGGUGGUGUGAGCGGGGGGCGUAGUGUGUUUGGGUGGUUAGCUAGAAUUGAUAAUAAUACCUUGC